UCGCGAGCUGCUCGUGCACUCGCGGGGCGCAGUCGCAACCAAAACGAAGAGAUGGACCGUCAGCUCUUUCCCGAAUAGCGAAGCAACCCUGCAGAAGAGCUACCUUGACCGAUUUACCAGUGUUUGUUUGCAGACAGUAGUAGUAAAGUGAGCUGUGGUUCAGCAGAACUGCUUCAGUAGUUACACUUUACUUCCACAUCGUUGCAGCAUUAAUGGUAAUGCAUGCAACGAAUCCAUCCAGACUCAAUGAUGGGUGUAAUGAUCGAAGAGAUCCUCAAGCCUACCAGUCUGUCAAAUAUCAGUCAAAGAGUCACUCAGCGAAUGACCAUCGCCAUGACAAGAUGCGAGAUUCGGCAGACUCCACACCACCAACUAAAAUGCUGCGGCGAUCAGACAGUCCAGACAACAAGCACAGUGACGGGACGGGGCACAGUCAAACGAAAGCGCUUCACGUUCACCGGCCCCGUGAGAGAGACCACGGUGUCAAUUCUUCUCCACAAGAAAACUCCCAUUACGCUUCCAGUUCUCACCCUCACCCAAACAGAACUUCAGAGGCGCCCCGUGAUCCAACAGAUGACUGGUCAGAGCACAUCAGUUCGUCUGGAAAGAAAUACUAUUAUAACUGCAGAACGGAGGUUUCUCAGUGGGAGAAACCUAAAGAAUGGCUGGAGAGAGAGCAGAGGCAGAGAGAAGGUGCAAAGACGAUGGUUAACAGCUUUCCCAAAGACAGAGAUUAUAGACAAGAAGCGAUGCAGGCCAGUGCCACAGGUGCCCUCAGUAGUUCAAAAUCCUCUUUAGCAGAGAAGCCAUCGUCAAACUCUGGUUAUUCUCAGCCUUCGUCCAUCGUUCCCUCAAGCACGUCCAGCUCCUCGUCCUCGUCCUCCUCCACAGUGCCUGUGUCUUCAGCCUCCACCCUCCUCCAGGAUCCAGCACUCCUCCGACAGCUGCUGCCAGCGCUGCAGGCCACCCUGCAGAUGAACCACGGCAAUGUAGACAUGAGCAAAAUCAAUGAAGUCCUCACAGCCGCUGUCACACAAGCUUCCUUACAGUCUAUGCUUCAUAAGCUUUUUACUGCCGGACCGUCCGCUUUCAACGUCACUACUCUGCUUUCCCAAGCUGCUCAGCUUUCCACACAAGCUCAACAGUCCGGUCAGUCACCCAUGUCAUUAGCAUCAGACGCCUCUUCACCGAGGUCAUACGUGUCUCCUAGAGUCAGCACACCUCAGACCAAUGCUGUCUCUAAACCCCUGCUCAGCUCCGCAUCGCUCUCUUCACAACCAAAGGUCAGUGCAUCAAUUCAGAGGCAGGGAUCGACGUCCCAGCAGUCCGUGAAUUCAGACAAAUUGGAAUUCAGCGAUCCCCGUCUUCACAGGCAAAUCAGUCAAGAAGGCUUGUCGGGCUCCAACGGCAGUGCGGGCAUCAGCGUUCCCGCCCCCGUCAGCACCGCCCGAUCCCAAAGCACUUUCACUCCUUCUCUAGCACUGCACUUUGAUGAA
Messenger RNA from Danio aesculapii, 1496 nucleotides. RefSeq names its product WW domain containing adaptor with coiled-coil b (gene wacb). Gene Ontology annotation, cellular component: nucleus. NCBI's taxonomy places the organism in Eukaryota, Metazoa, Chordata, Actinopteri, Cypriniformes, Danionidae. The transcript has 11 exons. Gene Ontology annotation, biological process: regulation of autophagy; positive regulation of TORC1 signaling. The annotation marks the transcript as partial. Gene Ontology annotation, molecular function: chromatin binding; RNA polymerase II complex binding. The record is from RefSeq and is a predicted model, not a curated record.